CAUCAACCCGCAACUGCUCGGGUGGGAACAGCACCACCACCUGGCAAUACCUCGGUCAAUCAAUCGAUAAUCGAUAAUCGAUAGAAUCACCAGGAAGAUGGACAUUACCGACUUCAUCUUUGCUCACCGGGAGGAGACUCUUCUCACUGGAAAUUAUAAUGCUUACCAUGCAUACACAAGCCGGAAGCUGCACAAGCUUCAGAAGCGGCUUGGACAGACAACCCCCAAAGGCCGGAAGUACACUGCCAAACCUGCCAUUAGUGCAGAGGAUGUGAGCAAGAAUGUGGAAUACGUCCACAUCUUACUCACCAGCGCUGAACGAGCAUGGGCGCAAGCGAUGCACGAGAAGACCGCGCAUUCAGCAGAUCCGUCCGCCAAGGGGAUCGCUGGUGCUGCUCGGAGUCACAUCAUUGCACGACUAAACCGAGCUACCACCCAUGCGAACCACUUGGUCACAAUUCUGGAGGAUCAGGCAACUUCGGGGGCCACUGAUGUUGAUGUGCUAGAGGCACGCGCAUACUUGGCAUCCCUCUCGGGAGCGAUGUUCCUGGAGAAGCGCAAGUGGGAACAGUGUCUUCGAGAUUAUGCUAUUGCCCGAGUCAUCUACGUGGCUCUAGGCCAGCAGGUUAAGAAGGAUGCUUUCCGUGACCUGCUCUCUGGAACUGUCGAUCCCAGUCUCAGAUACGCUGCAUAUCAGAUGAAACUCCCUCGGUCUAAGCCUCUCCCGUCCUUGGCAAUCAGCUAUUUUCCUUCCGAUGCGACCAUCAGAUCUGAAGUUGAGAAGGUCGAUCCUAAUUGCUUGAAAGAGGAGGCCUCUGGAACACGGAGGACUGCCGAGGGGGAGGUACAGCAACUUCCUGAAACCAUCACCUGGAGAUCGCGGACGGUCGCACUCGAAGAUGCCACUAUCUCUCAGGCUCUCGCAUCUGCGGCUGCAGCGGAGUCCCGUCUUGCCGCUUGGCUAUCAGAGAGCGCCGGCCAGUCUGCUUCCCCAAAGGACAAGGCCGCUGCAUAUGACAGUGUAAUCAUUGCGAGUCAGGAUGCAGUCGAUGCCACAAAGACUGCAAUUGAUGACCUAGCAGCCGAGGGCGUCGAUCCUAGCGAUAAGAGGAUGCAGGCGCUACAAAUUACACGUACGGCAGUGAAUUACGGUUUGGUGGGAUGGAGAAUUGGACGUAAUCGCGUCUUGUGCGGAGAGCAUGAUGGUAUCUCCUUUGAAGCAGGCCCCGCCAAGCAGUUCAAGAAUGCUAAGGGCUCUGGGAAAGUGGAGGAAACGAUUGGCAAGAAACUUGGGCGACUGCGUGAGAGAGUCGUGCUAUAUGACUCCACCUUGCAGAGUAUCGAUUUUAUUCUGGAGUUACCUGGAGUUGCGGCAGACUCGACGUUCGUUCGCGAGCUAGACGCCAAGCGGAGCUACUUCCGCGCUUUGAGAUGCUUGACCAUUGGGCGCUCGCAUGGCAUUCUCGGGAAACCUACCAAUGCCCUUGCCCUGUUUUCGCAAGCCUUGUCUCUUACCACGGGAUCUGCGGAGUCUCUCCAGUCCUCGAUCAACGCGGAGGGUCCGCCGAAGCUGGACAUCUCACACACCCAGAUUUCCACCUUGGGGUCAACUCUGCGAGGCUUGGUGGCUCAAUACCGAGGCCUUGUCACUGUUGAGAAGCUUUCCGUCGAAGCGCAAGCGAGGUCGACUACUCAGCGUCCAGUGAUUGAGCGGUUGCAUGAAUUCUCCGGCGAUGCCAUUGACCUGAAGAAUGUCGUUCCGUUUCCGCUGCAGAUUCAGCCAGUUCCUGUUAAGCCUUUGUUCUUGGAUGUGGCCUGGAACUACAUUGACUACCCUCGUCAAAGCUCGGUAGCUCAGGUGACGCCGCAGGCCCAAGAAGAAGAAGCGACUACAGAAGAAAAGAAGGGCGGGCGACGCGGCUGGUUUGGGUUCGGUCGGUAAGGACGCAGCCAGGUGUUGGGUGGGAAUCUACACUUCAGUAGGACACACUGUUUGAUCGUUAGCUACAUAAUACCUUAGCCAAAGUGAAUAUGAUGUGAUGACUUGUUGC
Messenger RNA from Aspergillus brunneoviolaceus CBS 621.78, 2051 nucleotides. RefSeq names its product signal recognition particle subunit SRP68. Gene Ontology annotation, molecular function: signal recognition particle binding; endoplasmic reticulum signal sequence receptor activity; 7S RNA binding. The coding region runs from base 98 to 1942 and encodes 614 amino acids. Gene Ontology annotation, biological process: SRP-dependent cotranslational protein targeting to membrane. Gene Ontology annotation, cellular component: signal recognition particle, endoplasmic reticulum targeting. The record is from RefSeq and is a predicted model, not a curated record. The transcript is spliced from 3 exons. NCBI's taxonomy places the organism in Eukaryota, Fungi, Ascomycota, Eurotiomycetes, Eurotiales, Aspergillaceae.